UAUCAGCCCAAAAUUAAUUCCCAGCCCAACCAAAGCCUAAUCCAAGUGUCCAGCUAUUCCACUAACCCGCUCACCUGCGGCCUAGGCCUUAUGCGAAGAUAGAAGAACGGAGGUCGAAGAGGAGCCUGGCAGCCUGCGACGAAACGACUCAGACUGAAGACGCUGUGAACUGCGAACACCAGCCGACCUGCAGCCACCAGCCGCGGCCGUCCUUUCUCUCCGGCUCUCCGCUCUGCCUGUAGCUCCUGAGCUCAAGCCUCUAGGUGACCAGCCCACCCAUUGUAGAUUUCUGGAUCCGCCCCUGGAGACGUCGCUGCCCCACUGGCCGCUGGAUGUUGUCCGCCGCCGCCUGCGUCUACCUUGCUCACCGCGUCCAGCCGUGCCGCCCUUGCCUGCUGUCCUGCUCCAGUGCUUCACUCUACCGGCUACUCCACCUAAGUCUAAGUCUCUCUCAUUCUGCCUAUCAUAUUCUCAAGAGUCAGCCGUAGCCCGUAGACUUAACUGGAUUUGUAAACCACAGAUAUGAAAUAAAUAUUGCACACCUUUCCUUCAUCUCUGUUUCUUCUCUACCUGAAUCUCUCUCGCCUCAGCAGGAUGAGAUUUAUUCAGGGCAUUUUGUUUUAUGUCGAUGCCGGGGUUUCUCGUAAGCUGUGUACUCCUCAAGUUAUCAGGACCUUUUCUACGAAUCCGGCAUUUGAUAAUAACAAUCUGAAUCAAAGCUCAUUUGAGUCUGCCAAUCACUCUGAGCAACGGCCUUUUGGUGACACUUCUAGGAAAUCACCAACUUUUGGACCCUUUUACCAACACUUCAGUAGGGCUCAGAGAGACAACAAACCUUCAAAUAUGGGAUAUGAUAAUGCCAAGCUUAAUCAAAGCCCAUUUAGGUCUCCCAAUUACUCUGAGCAACUGCCUUUUGAUGAUUCUAUGAAUACAGGAUUUGAUAGUAAAAGGUUUAAUCAAAACUCGUCAGAGUUUGGAAGUUACUCUGAACAACGACCUUUUGGUGACACUAUUGGGAAAACACCUGUACAUAAAUCAUUUUACCAAAAACUUGAUAGGGUUGAGAGAUCUUUCCAGGGAUCCCAUGUCAGUUCUGAAAAUAGGUCAUCAUAUUUAGACGGUCUGGAUGAAAGCGUUAACACAUUGUGUGAUGGAAUGGAUAGUAAGUUGAAGCAGGCCGCUGCGUAUUUUGAGUUUGACCCUGAUGAAGUUGAGAAAGAGGAUUAUUCUUUCCGAAAGGACAUCACUUUUUUCCCCGGAAGUACUUACGAUAUCAAGGACCUUGAUCUUAGAAAACCAGGAGUACAAAAGUCAUGGAAAAGGCCAUCGUUUCAAACAACAACACGAGAAGUCUUGGAGAAAGCUGAUUUCAGAAACGUCGGAUUUCUUGCCAAUUUCAUCACAGAUGCUGGAAUUAUCAUCAAGAGGAGCAAGACGGGAAUAAGUGCCACAGCCCAAAGGAAAGUUGCUAGGGAGAUAAAGACUGCACGAGCUUUCGGUCUUCUGCCAUUCACCACCAUGGGAACCAAACAUUUCAAGUUCGGCAAAACAAUGGAGAACCUCGAUAGUGAUUAUGCAUAUGAGACUCACUACCACAACUUUGUUGAUACAGAUGCCAGUGUGGAGCCCCUAGAAUGAUGAACCCCUUUGGUUUUUCUUUUAUUUCCUUCAUGUUCUCUUUCUUUACGAACUAAUUAGCCAGUAAGUUAUGAGUUAAAUUGUUUUUGCAGAAGAAAGUGUAAUGAGUUCAUGAUUUGUUUGGCUUUAUGGUUUUGUAUCUGGAGACACUAUUAAACAGCUAACGUUGUGAGUUCUGGGCCUUCAGAGAUAGCAAUAAAUGUUAUAUUUCUUGUUCUGUGUAAAUUAAUAUUAUGUGAUUCAUAAUAUUGCAAGUAUUAUUUGGUCUUCAAGUGAAGAAAAAUCAGCAACUGCAAAUGUAAUAGGUCACCCUAACAAACUGCGUCUGUUUGUGAAGCACAUGGGUUAGGUGAAUAGUUGUUAUAGUUUGAAACAUUCAUAACACUUCACAUGCAAGGAUUGGUUCCGGG
Messenger RNA from Cuscuta europaea, 2048 nucleotides. The record is from the annotation of a GenBank genome assembly. NCBI's taxonomy places the organism in Eukaryota, Viridiplantae, Streptophyta, Magnoliopsida, Solanales, Convolvulaceae.